Molecule: messenger RNA, 347 nt
Organism: Carya illinoinensis
Lineage: Eukaryota; Viridiplantae; Streptophyta; Magnoliopsida; Fagales; Juglandaceae
Exons: 1
Coding region: 216-347 (43 amino acids)
Source: RefSeq, a predicted model, not a curated record
GAAGGGUUGCGCGUUGGGGGUCAUCGAUGUAGCCCGUGGAUUCAAACUCUUUGUCAUCAUCGUUGUGGCGGGGGUGAGGAAGAGGUUCGUCUUCUUCCUCCUCCUCUCUCUCUUGCUUAUACCAUAUCAUCAUUGUUUUUGAGCAAAAAAAAAAAAAAUUCAGAGUGAAAUCAAAACACAAAUACGGGAGAGAAAGUGAUAAGUGGAAACCACAUAUGGGAACCAGGGGAGUUAUUAGCGAUAAGUGGUCUAUGAGGAUUCUGUGGCUCUGUGCAAUCGGAAGUGCAGUGGGCCUAUAUAUGGUUGCUGUAGAAAGACAAACACUGAAUAGUAAUUGUUGCGCCUAA